Molecule: messenger RNA, 1962 nt
Organism: Betta splendens (Siamese fighting fish)
Lineage: Eukaryota; Metazoa; Chordata; Actinopteri; Anabantiformes; Osphronemidae
Gene: rab36
Product: RAB36, member RAS oncogene family
Exons: 14
Coding region: 166-972 (268 amino acids)
Molecular function (GO): GTPase activity; GTP binding
Source: RefSeq, a predicted model, not a curated record
GAAUCCAGUCUAAGUGCGAAUAUCAUGUGACCAUUGUCGAAGACACCUACAGCAUUGCCAUAGAAACGCGCUGCUAGCAAGAAAGCGUCGGUGCUUGGAGGGGCGCUAGGCGAGGCAGGCCGAGGAACAGGGGACGCGUUCGACAGUAUUUUGUCUGUGGUCAUCAUGCAUGUCAAUGGGAUGACGUCGUUCCCACCACCUGUCAGCAGAGACAGGGUCAUCUGGGAAUUCCCUAAGUGCUACUCACCUGAGGCUUCACUGCAAUUAAAGAAAGACUGGAACUCUGGGACUCGAGCAGCCUGUAAAGAUAGAGCUGCCAGGCACCAGCCCUGGGACCGGCAGAAAAUGUCAAAGGUAGUGGUGGUUGGAGACGUUAACGUGGGGAAGACCUGCCUCAUCAAUAGGUUUUGUAAGGACGUAUUUGAAAGAGACUACAAGGCCACUAUAGGAGUGGAUUUUGAGAUUGAGAGGUUUCAAAUAUGUGGAGCGCCUUUCUCCCUUCAGAUCUGGGAUACUGCUGGGCAGGAAAAAUUUAAGUGCAUUGCAUCUGCAUAUUACAGAGGUGCUCAAGUUAUUAUCACAGUCUUCGACAUGGCAGACAUUAAGUCCCUAGAUCAUACACGCCAGUGGUUGGAGGAGGCCAUGAGAGAAAAUGAGCCUGGCUCUUGUUUUGUCUUCUUAGUUGGCACCAAGAAUGACCUUUUGCCCUCAGAAGAAAGACAGAGGACAGAAAAAGAUGGUGUCAGAAUAGCAGCAGAAAUGCAUGCAGAGUUUUGGGCUGUUUCAGCUAAGUCAGGGGAGAACGUGCAGAGUUUUUUUUCCCGGGUGGCGGCUUUAGCCUUUGAGCAGUGCAUACAAAAGGACACAGAUGAUGAUGUCCCUGUAAGCAUUGGACGAGGGGCUGCUAUCAAACCUGAUCGUGCCAACCUGGAGGAAGGUCCUGUACAAGACACAAAAAGAGGCUGCUGCUAAUAAAAACAUGUCACAUCUGUGGCUCACUGAUGUAUUUAAUAUUUAUAUUUAAUAUUUUUCCCACAACAGUGGAUGUUUAUGGCACAAAUGAAUGACCUACGUCAGAUCUUACUGUCAGCUGAUGCAAUUCUUUUUAGUUAAUUAAUACCUUAUCUUCAUUGUGUUUGUUAAGAAUCAAGCUAAACUAUACAGUAUCACUAGUGUUAUCUCCAUUCUAUUCUCACUGUCAGCUGCAUGAGAACCAGUGAUGAUGAAGUAGAUGAGGAUGAAGUAGAACAAAAUGUGCCUUAGGAUGUCCAUCAGGUUACUUAUUUCAGCAAACUGCCACAUGUUCUGACAUUUAUAGAACACUUGAUAAAUGCGUUAAUUCUCUUAGCUAAAACAAUAACAGGUUUUUGUAUAUACAUAACAUCCAAAGAAAUUUAGUGUUCAGUUUUUCUGUGUGGAUUUAGUAUAGAAAAGUCAAUGAUGUUUACUAUUAACUAACAUUAUACCUGUCACUAACUAAUAGUCUAAUUUCUGCAAAGUUUUAGUAUGUAUUUGACGUAACUUAUUUUUUGUCAGUAACCUAAUAUAAUUCAAUAAACACGUUUUUUAAAGAAUUUUAACAUUUGUGACUUAAUCAUUUAAAAGAUAUAGCUUACGUUAAAAAUUCACAAGCAAAAAUAGAAAUCAGCGGAGUGAGUCCUCUUGCCAUGUUAAAACACUCUCCGAACAGCCGCCAGCCAAUCACAUCACAGUGUGUCAUGGGAAAGAGGGAGUCGCAGCGGGGUGAUUCAUCAUGAAGACCAAUAAAUCAUAUAAACUUGUGCUGCACAAAAAAGGAUUUGGUGGAAGUGAUUUAUAUUUGAAUAGAUGACGAGUUGGUUGUGAACCCUAAAGUUUUCCCUCAAGUCAGUGUAGGAGAUAUAAUCGAGGUUGCACACCCCACAGAUGAAUACAGUCCUCUCCUCCUGCAAGUGAAGAGCCUCAAGGAGGACCUGCAGAAAG